AUGCCACCCCGGUCCUCUUCCAAGGCGAGGCAAAGAACGGGGCGGGAGUCAAGACGUCACGUGACCUUUUCUCUCGCGUUCCAUCUCCAUUCCGAUCAAACUCUCGAUGUCGAAGCUCAGAUCCAAGCCACGUCCGGGAUUCCCCUGCUGCUACAUCAAACAUUGCUCCCGCCCAACAAAAUGCGGUGUCACCCAUGGUGA
This is a messenger RNA of Akanthomyces muscarius, 201 nucleotides long. RefSeq lists its product as uncharacterized. The coding region runs from base 1 to 201 and encodes 66 amino acids. The record is from RefSeq and is a predicted model, not a curated record. NCBI's taxonomy places the organism in Eukaryota, Fungi, Ascomycota, Sordariomycetes, Hypocreales, Cordycipitaceae. The transcript is spliced from 2 exons.